CGGAGAGCUGGCUGUGCGCAGGUGCGAGGACCGGGACACCCAGCGCCGGGGCGUCUCGGCGGGUCCCUGGCGGCCGCGGUCCCGAGGUAGCAGCCAGCCUUCAAGGGCAGGAUGGAUCUCGAUGUGGUUAACAUGUUUGUGAUUGCGGGCGGGACACUGGCCAUUCCAAUCCUGGCGUUCGUAGCCUCCUUUCUCCUGUGGCCUUCCGCGCUGAUCAGAAUCUAUUACUGGUACUGGCGGAGGACGCUAGGCAUGCAGGUCCGCUAUGCCCAGCACGGGGACUACCAGUUCUGCUACUCCUUCCGGGGCAGGCCGGGCCACAGGCCGUCCAUCCUCAUGCUGCACGGGUUCUCAGCUCACAAGGACAUGUGGCUCAGCGUGGUCAAGUUUCUUCCAAAGAACCUGCACUUGGUCUGUGUGGACAUGCCGGGACAUGAAGGAACCACUCGCUCCUCCCUGGACGACCUGUCCAUAGACGGACAAGUGAAGAGGAUACAUCAGUUCGUCGAGUGCAUCAAGCUAAACCAAAAGCCCUUCCACCUCAUCGGCACUUCCAUGGGGGGUCACGUGGCCGGAGUGUACGCUGCCUGUUACCCUUCGGACAUCUCCAGCCUGUGUCUCGUGUGCCCUGCUGGGCUGCAAUAUUCAACUGAUAAUCAGUUUGUACAGCGGCUCAAAGAGCUGCAGGACUCGGCCUCCAUGCAGAAAAUCCCCCUGAUCCCAUCCACCCCGGAGGAGAUGAGCGAGAUGCUGCAGCUCUGCUCCUACGUGCGCUUCAAGGUGCCCCAGCAGAUUCUGCAAGGCCUGGUCGAUGUCCGCGUCCCUCACAACAACUUCUACCGGAAGUUAUUUUUGGAAAUCGUCAGUGAGAAGUCCAGAUACUCUUUGCACCAGAACAUGGACAAGAUCAAGGUUCCAACACAGAUCAUCUGGGGCAAACAAGACCAGGUGCUCGAUGUGUCUGGGGCAGACAUCUUGGCCAAGUCCAUCGCCACCUGCCGAGUGGAACUCCUGGACAGCUGUGGGCACUCGGUGGUGAUGGAGAGACCCCGGAAGACCGCUAAGCUCAUCAUGGACUUCCUAGCUUCGCUGCACGGCGCGGACAACAGCAAGAAGCUGGACUGACGUCCCUCCGGCUGCCCUCGCCGCCUCCCCCCCCCCUCAGGGACCCCGCCCCAGACGCGGCUCGAGGGCACCGUGGCCCUGAGAAAGCCAGUCUCCCGUUUCCCAGUAGUUUGAUUCCACAGAGCUUCAGGGGCCACAAGGAACUCUCCAAGAUGUUUUCUCCUCACAAAAUGGAACAAGAAAUGCAAACCCAGCCUUGAAACCCACCAAGAAGUCUUCAAGACCAUGUCGCUGAUGAGCUUGUGCCAAGCAGCCACCUUCGACCACAGCCAUUUUCUUUGAGACGUGACUAAGGCCCUGAGACUCAAGCUACUUUUGUCAGUUCAGUGUAUUUCCCCGCAUGGUCAUUGGCUUCUAUAGGACCGUCAGUCAUUCAUUGAAUUCUCUUAUUUAAUUCUAAUUCAAGUUUUGUGUGUAGACUCGUGUUUGAACACAGCCCAUCAGCUGCCAAGACCAGGAAAGGUAAACUGACAAGGAGAGGUUUCUGACGCUGGGCUGGUGGCACAAGUUUGUCCAUCCCAGCUACUGGAAGGCUGGGGCAGGAGGAUCACAAGUUUAAGUCCUGUGAGCUACAAAAUGAAUUCAAGGCCAGCCUGGGCAAUUUAGUGAGAUCAUGUCUCAAAAAUAGGAAAAGAUGAAAAUGUUUCUGCCUUUUUUUACAUGUGGAAACAUGCGGAGGGACACAGUUUCUCUGUGGCCAUCCGUCGGAGCUGCCAAAGGAGCAGAAAAUACUGCUUUGUAGGUGUUUUUUCUUUUUUUCCAGUACCUUCAAGUUAUGUAUGUCGUGAGUGAACCCAGAAUGACUGCAGCACGAAGAACACCCGGCAGAGUGGGUUUCCUAGAAGUAACUUAUGAUUUAAGAAAAUAGGACUAACAAAGCAAUAAUGUUCUAGAAACUUCUCUAAUCAGACACAAGCUCCACACUGAAGCAACUUGCGGGUAUGUUUUCUAUCUUGCUGUGCUACUGAAACCCUUGGCUGUAAAAAUACUAGUUUGUUAAUGAAUUCUGUGAAUUCUGUGAACAAUAAGGUGAAUGAGAAUAAGUCUAAACAGCUGUUAAAGUGACCACAAUGAUGUGAAAUAAAUUUUAAUAAAUCUAGACUGGCAA
Jaculus jaculus (lesser Egyptian jerboa) is the source of this 2233-nucleotide messenger RNA. RefSeq names its product abhydrolase domain containing 6, acylglycerol lipase (gene Abhd6). The transcript has 9 exons. NCBI's taxonomy places the organism in Eukaryota, Metazoa, Chordata, Mammalia, Rodentia, Dipodidae. Bases 112 to 1125 code for a protein of 337 amino acids. The record is from RefSeq and is a predicted model, not a curated record.